Messenger RNA from Harpegnathos saltator (Jerdon's jumping ant), 5123 nucleotides. RefSeq names its product ras-related protein Rab-37. The transcript has 7 exons. The record is from RefSeq and is a predicted model, not a curated record. Bases 2019 to 2909 code for a protein of 296 amino acids. NCBI's taxonomy places the organism in Eukaryota, Metazoa, Arthropoda, Insecta, Hymenoptera, Formicidae. Gene Ontology annotation, molecular function: GTPase activity; GTP binding.
GAAAGAGAGAGCGCCGAGACGAAAUUGAAAUCGCGCUCGAACAGAGCCCGGUUAUUUCCGGCUUCGUCGAGUUCGCGAAAUUACGCGGAUGACAAAAAAGCCCGCUUCGGCGACGCGCGAGGGUCGCGAAAACGCGGCGGCGAUGAAGAAGCGCAUUCGGAGUUCUUCUUCACGGUUUCCCCCCCGUUGGCGAGAGGGGAGGAGGGGGGAGGGGACCGCGCUGCCUUAUUACGGAUAGUAAUUAUUCACGAGAACACGAGCGAAAGUUUCAGCGGCUUAUAUGCCGCAUGUGCGCGCGUUCGUUAGCGGCUCUCUGUCCUUGACGUUUUCCGAAAUGGCGAAACGAAACUGUUUCCGCCUUCGCGAUCGAUCCGCCCGCGGCUCGUUAUCGCGCAACGGGCUGUUUAUUGUUCCACCGGGUAUCGCGACGAACUUGCGUAAUUGCCUCGUAUGGUCCUCCCUGCCCGUCCCUCGUCGUAGCGCGACCGAGGGCAUCGAUCUCGCUCGCGAGGCUCUCCUCCGACCGACAGUUUCCAUCUCUCGCGUUUGCGCCGCGAAGUUGGCGGUUACGCGUCGCGCUUCACGACACGCGUUGCGCGCUGGAUGAUGAAGAAUGUUGUGUGAAUGUAUCAUUACGAAUAAUUAAAUGCAAUCAUCUAAUUAUGAGGGGGUAAUUUCGCAGGAUUAGGCAAAUGGAGGGUGGAUAACCACGGUCGAGAAGAAUUCCGGUGUAAUGUUCCAACGCAUAAAUUAACACGUAUAAUGCGCGCGAGACACUGAAUAAUUCAAUUCGGACACGGAUGUAGCGUCACGGACUAAGCUUGAUCAUCAUCUGACUGUAAUCGAAGGUACAAUUCCCGAUGCACAAUUUGUAGGCAAAUCGCAGCUCGCGAAACUCUCUCGCGGAACUACCGCGAUCGCGUUAACAAUAAGAAGAUUUGUGGAAAGGCGCAGGAAUUCAUCCCCGAGGAAGGCGAUCCCCAAAGGCGCGCGGAGCAUCCUCGAGAUGCAUGCUUCUGUGAGCGCUCGUUCGUGGGAGAUAUGUGUGUGUGUGUGUGUGUGUUUAUGUAUGUAGUGCGUUUACGAUCGAUUCCAAUCUCCCGGGAAGUUUGUUGCGGCGCGUCUCGCGCGACUCGUAUCAAAGCCGCCCUCCGUCGCGAAUGUUUCACGUAACAAUUGUUCUCGUGACGGAUGAACACUGAAGCUCGCGCGUGGCUCGCUCGCCAUUGAAAAAUUGGCCCCGCGACAAUUCCCCCCGUCGAGCCGCCCCGCCGUCUCUCGUCAAGCGUCAUCACCGGGAUUUUACAAUGGCCACGGCGCGGAGCCCGGCUGCCGGCUCGCCGAUCAAACGGAAUUCUUUCGCUGUUUUCGCUCGCGGAAACCGAACGCGCCUCGCGCUCUCGUCCGACGCGAUUAACGAACCUGCUCGACAUUGUUUCCGACUCGCGGCCUUUCCGCCGCCCCUCGCGACGCGGCGAGUACACGUGUCGCCGGCGCGAUAUGGACGCGGAUGAUGUCAUUUGCACUGCCGGAAUCGCGUAUCUCCCGCGGGUCGAGCACGAGCGCGUGAUCGAAAAGGCCGGGUCUCUAAAAAGGAAAAAAAAAAACGUCAUCCUGCGCGCAAUUGGGCUCAAAUCAGCGGGCGGAAACCCUACCAUAUCCUUGUCGAGUCUUCUUUGCUCUCGUCUACAUAAAACGUAUGGACGGAUAAAAUCGCAUACAGAGUGGAGAGUCAGAUUGUACAGAUAAUCCAUCCCGAUAAAAUUCCAACUCGUCCUUGUCCAGAGGACACAAAUGUGUGUGUCAUUCUCAGCUGCACCUUAGGUGGAAAAAAAGAAAGUAAAAGUGUCGUCUUUACUGAAACAGCAUUUGGAACUUGUUUGAGAAUUCUUGUGUUUCAUCUCAUUUCUGUCCAGCUAAUUCUCAAAUCGUCCGAGCACACAACGCUGCCGCUGUCGUAAUGACAGGCUGCGGCGAGUGACAUUCAGGACAUUCGCAUAUUAAUCUAGCAGGGGCCCAUGAGCGUUGUGGAGGAAACGAUACGGCGCAGCGCGUCGAGGCGCAGCGGACAUGGGCCGCGCGGCGGCGGCGGCAGCGGCGGCGGCGGCGGCGGCGGCGGCUCGGCCGGUGCCGAUUGGCCCGCGGCGGCCUCGCGGGGUCCAGCCCAGCCGAUCCCCACCGUUGCGUCCAGCAGCUCGCCAGCCUCUGCCAGGCCCCAGGAUAUCGCGGGCCCGACCAGGCGGCAGUCCUCGCGCGACGGCAGCGUCGACUCGGCCGGCCAGCACACCCCACCUGACCACGCGGACCUCCUCUUCAAGGUGAUGUUGCUCGGAGAUAGCGGCGUUGGGAAAACCUGCCUGCUGACGCGUUUCCGCGACGGUCGCUUCCUGGCGGGCAACUACAUAACGACCGUCGGCAUCGACUUCAGGAACAAGGUCGUCACCGUGGACGAGACGCCGAUCAAGCUGCAGAUAUGGGACACAGCGGGCCAGGAGAGGUUCCGGAGUGUCACGCACGCUUACUACCGAGACGCUCACGCGCUUCUGUUGCUGUACGACGUGACGAAUAAGACGAGUUACGACAACAUCAGGGCUUGGCUGAGCGAAAUCCGGGAACACGCGAACGAGGAUGUCGUCAUCAUGCUGCUGGGUAACAAGUCCGACUGCGGGACCGAGCGCAUCGUCAAGAGGGAAGACGGCGAGCGAUUAGCGAGGGAGUACAAAGUGCCGUUCAUGGAAACGUCCGCCAAGACGGGCCUCAAUGUCGAGCUGGCGUUCCUCGCUGUUGCACGGGAGCUGAAGGCCAGAAAAAGCGACGACCCCGACGAGACGAAAUUCAACGUUCAAGACUACGUGCGUCAGCAGUCGCAGCGGAGCUCCUGCUUCAGUUCCAAUUGCCUGACAACCUGAACCGUUUCUUCUCGCGAUCUCGAGUCCGGGGAAAAACGCGAAUGCACUUCACGAGCAUCCGAGCCCCCGCGAAGAGAAAGCGCGCGUGCCAGGAUUUCCGUUUCGAUUUCCUCGCUGGGACCGCGUCGGUGUGUACACACCCGUAGCGCGGGCCACGAUAUAAAUUUUAUACGCGAUCCUUGUGCUGUUAAAACUUGUACAAUUCGUGUUCAAGAUCGAUCCAGUCCACGCGGGUUCGGUGAAUCGGCAUCGCGCACCGAAUGGCGCAGCGGAUAGCGUCUCAAGCAAAACGUCGCCGCGAGCAUUGUGUUGUCAAGCGACACGGGAUGUCGUAAUCGCGCGCUGAGAAAGGGAGAGGGGGGGGGGAGGAAGCGUAAAACGCGAGACCGAUCGGGCUUGGAGACGUUUUUGAGGAUUUUUACGUGGCGCGCGCAGUCACGCGGAGUUGUCGAUAAUUAAAAAAAGAAAAAAACAGAGACGUGUCAACAAUGGUUAUACUCGCACACACACAUACUGUAUAUUAAUGUGAAUAGCUCCAGAGGAAUAAUAACAAUAAUAAUAGAAUCUCAGGAUACCUCCGUAGGUGAGCCUCUAGCUCGAUGGUUCUAAUCUUAAUGGCGUGUAUACGUACGUCACACAUAGCACGUAUGUCGCCGCGCACAUGUGUGCAUGUGUGUGUGUGUGUGUGUGCGUGUGUGUGUGUGUGUGUGUGUAUAUGUCUGUGUGUGUGUGCAUGUGUCGCGUAUGCGCGAUCAAACAAUUGUAAUUCGAGUGUAAGUUGCAAACACUGCUUGCCGUAUGGCCCGCACUAUGUAAUCGUUCGUUACGUUGCGCCUCGCGCCUUUAGUCGCCAUGUUUGCACAAAGGAACGUAAUCUUCGAUUUGCAUACAAUGCGCUUGUUACGAGUUAUAAACGCGCGCUCGCGAGCGAAUCUAAUGUCAGCGCGAGCGAGCUCGGCGAGCGUGCAUGUAUUGUGUAAUCAAGUAGUGAUGUAGCGUGUUCAAACGAGAGAGAGAGUGAGAGAGAGAGAGAGAGGAGGGGGCGGGGGUUCCUCCUUCAAAAGAGUUAAGAAACGACUCGCAGCUGCCAUCUAGCGGAGCGGCGGUCUGUGGGGCCCGGACGCUUGCUUCUGUCUUUUUUUCGUCCUUUCGUAGCCGGCGGAAAUACAUUUUCAUGGUUGUUAGCUAGGCGUGUAUGCGCGUGUUUUCCGAGCGAUAACCGAGCUAUCUGGCGGAACGGCCCGGUGCCGAUCCCGGCCGAGUUUAUUCAUCGUUAUCGAGUCAGAGUUCUAAGCGAAGUUGAGAACCGCCGUGUCGGGAAGAGUCAAUAAAGCUGGCACGCUGUUUAACGAAGCUCUAACCGCCGCACGUCACCGUGAGCGGUUGCACAAUCGCUCUAUUCGGAUUUUUCUCAAGCCUUCAUUUUGUGAGAGACGACCGACGCAGAGUCGCCCAUGCGCAAAUGUUAAUUUCACGGUAGAUGGAAUUGUCCGGAGCGAACGCCGGGGAUGCUUUUCUCGACAGGACGGACAAAUAUAUCCUAUAUGUAUAUACAUUAUGUAUAUAUAUAUACAGGGUGACUCACGUAAAGUGUUACAAGUCCAUAACUUUAAAAAUAUUUAUCAAAUCAAACAAUUGUUCGUAAGGAAGUUUCAUGUAUUCGAGAGGCCUCUCUAACUACACAAACGUAAAGUCGCCUCCGCUUCCCCUUUAAGGGGGACGCAACUUUGUGUCAAUGGAGUUCAAUCAUGAAUGAAAUCGCUAUAAAUGUUUAUAACUUUUGAUAGAAACAUUUUCCAAACAAAUGUUUCGGAUGAAAUUUAUUUAUUUUUUCCCGUAGAAUCCAAAUAUGUAACGUUUUGUAGGGUGUUCCAUUUAAAAUUAUGAAGUUACCUCCGUCUCCCCUUAAGGGGGAAGCAGGGGCAACUUUACGUUUAUGUAGUUAGAGAGGUUUCUCAAACACACGAAACUUCCUUAUGAACAACUUUUUGAUUUGAUAAACAUUUUUAAAGUUACGGACUUGUAACACUUUAUGUAGACCACCCUGCAUAUAUAUAUAUAUAUAUAUAAAUAAAUAAAUAAAUAAAUAAUAUAUAUAUAAUGUGCAAUUUGUCUUACCUGCAGUGUACAAACGACAAAUAAUUUCGUGUAUCAAACGUGUAUAUCACAGGACAUAUAUGGAAUAAAAAUCGACCAACUGUGUACGUUGAACAA